Messenger RNA from Hyla sarda, 948 nucleotides. Its product is annotated as ribitol-5-phosphate xylosyltransferase 1-like. Gene Ontology annotation, cellular component: Golgi apparatus. NCBI's taxonomy places the organism in Eukaryota, Metazoa, Chordata, Amphibia, Anura, Hylidae. The record is from RefSeq and is a predicted model, not a curated record. The transcript has 4 exons. Gene Ontology annotation, biological process: protein O-linked glycosylation via mannose. Gene Ontology annotation, molecular function: ribitol beta-1,4-xylosyltransferase activity. The annotation marks the transcript as partial.
UUCUUUAUUAUUUUGCUGUUAUUUUCUUUAGGCCAUUACUUGUGGCAACAUAUAUUGGAAGGACCGCUUGAACCUGCAGAUGAGACUGCUCAUUGGAGGGAGGGCAAGCUUCAGAUUGGAAGAAAUGGCAUCAGCUUUAUCACUGGCCCUGCAGUUGUUCCCGGUUACUUCUCUGUGGAAGCCCAAAAUGUCGUUCUCGUUCUUAAUGGCAGAGAAGAAGGAAAGAUUUCUUUUGCCAGUCAGUGGCUUCACUACACACAGACUCUGGUAGAAAACCAUAAACUCCGACAUGUUGCAGUAGUGCUGCUAGGAAGUGAGCAGUGCAAUAAUAACUGGAUCUUCCCGUACUUGAAGAAGAAUGGAGGGUUUGUGGAGGUUCUCUACCUUGUCUAUGACAGUACUUGGAUUAAUGACUCAGAUGUUUACCAGUGGCCCCUAGGAGUGGCCACGUAUAGAAACUUUCCAGUCAUUGAUCCAAGUUGGUCUAUGGUUCAUGAUUCACGGCCAUACUUGUGCAACUUUUUAGGGACUGUGUAUGGCAACUCAUCUAGGGAGAUUCUUAUGGAAGUUAUGAGGAAGGAAGGUCUUGAUCAGCUCUGUUGGAUAUCAACCAGAAAUGAGUGGCAACCACAAGAGACUAAUGAAAGUUAUAAGAGCUAUCAUGAUGCGCUGUUACAGAGUGACCUAACGUUAAGUCCAGUGGGAGUAAACACGGAGUGCUACAGAAUCUAUGAGGCCUGUUCCUAUGGCUCUGUUCCUGUGGUAGAAGAUGUGAUGACACAGGGAAAUUGUGGGAAUUCAUCUGUUGCCAGUAAUGCUCCUUUGCAGCUACUGAAGUCUUACAGCGCUCCAUUUAUUUUUAUCAAAUCCUGGAAAGAACUUCCUGCGGUCAUAAAUCAGGAAAAAAACAUGAGCUUACAGGAGAAGAUUGAAAGAAGAAAAAGAAUU